GAAUUUUGGUCGACUUGGAAGCGAAGAAAAAAGAAAGACGAAGGUAGUGAAAAAAUGGAUGUGAGACAAAAAAUGGUCAGCAGCAAGAGGAAUAGUUAGAUUUAAAUAAGAUUGAAGAAAAAGGCAAAGGCUGACACGGUUUUUCUGAUACACGAAGGCGUACAUGCAUGCGGGGAGACACAUCAACAAAGGACUCGACAACCAGCGGCACAACCGAAACUGAAUUGAGUAGAUGAGCAAUACAACUUGAACGGAGUGAAUCAAACAUUGCAGCAGUUAUCUUACAAAAAAAAAGAAUUCUUUGAGCAACUUGCGUGUGAUGUUGUUGUUGCAUUAAAAUGGCGGAAGUAUGAGAGAUCGAGAUCGAAGUAGUAAAAAAGAAAAAAACACAACAUAACCCGAUCGAUAGCAGGUGUCCAAUGUGAAGCAAAAAAAAAAGCGGAACGAACGUUUAUCGAGCAGCGUCGCGAAUGGUGCUGCGAUUACGCUGAUAAGAGAUCAGCCAAACGUGUGGUUUUUCUUUUGUAUACGCCGUCCUAACCAGUGGAUUGAUCGGUGCCGGUGCAGAUUACGGCAGGCUUCCUCUUGCGAUCCGAUCGGACGCGAAUGCAGUCCUGCGGAGGAAGCAAACAGAACCACAAGCAAUCCCAAACACCGAAAACGGCACUUACUUCAACGGGAAAGCAAGAAGAUACAUUAUUCUAACGGCGGCGUCGGUGUGUCUGUCGAGUGACUAAGGCGCUGGCCGCGUAAACGAACGGUGGCGGCUGUUUUUUUUUUGUACAAGGUGCUUUGCUGAAGCAGCUGCGCGGCAAAACGGAAAAGUUACUCAAUCUGUAGCGGACGGCUGCACGCUCAUUUUUCGUCGUGAGAAAAUAAAACCACACACAACAAACACACGUCAUUCACCAGUGUAAAGUAGAUACAACAAAAAAUCAACUCGACGUUAGCUGGCGCAGCUCCUUCUAACAACAGACAUAAACGAACGGCAGCGGAACCGAAGGUGAUAAGCUAUAAAAAAAGAAGAAAAAAAAAACAGAGAAUAAAUACGGAUCAAUCCGGUCACCAGCAAACGAGUAAAAAACAAGCAUACAUCAAUUAAUAAACAACAACUGCCACCCACAAACAAACGGACUAGGUGGGGACUAGGUGAACAAAUUUGGAUCGCUACGCGAGUGAGUUUUGCCUCAAGAACGAGCGAAAAGAGAUGCAAAACAGUGGUACAUAGAACAGAUGAUUGCCGGUUUAUAUUUAGCCGUUCCUGGUUACUAAAAUUAACCUCAAAGGGCUGUCGGGAGCUGUCCAAACGGGGACGACGAAGCGUUAGAACAUAAAAUCGCAACGUCUGGUUUUAUUGCAAUAAACAAAAGAAGUACAACCGAACUUUGGAAACCCGACCCGAAACCUGUACGAGCGGUGAGGAAAAGCUGUUGGGAAAAUGAAUAUAGAUUCAACAAGCAAGACACCAGAACAGGAAGAGCAGAACCAGCAGCAGCUAUCGACGGUGACGGAAUCGACUACGGCGGUGCUGGCGUUACUAAUUUCUCCUUCUUCACCGUCGUCGACGUCCACGGUUUCACCGACGGCAUCAUCGAUUUCGAAAAACAGCAGCACCGACGAAGUCGACGAAACCACGGCAGAAGCGGAACCGCAUUCCGAAAAGAGCAUCACAGCAGCACCCGCACAUAGCGAUCAUGAGGAGGAACCACUACUAAGAGCAUCCCCGCAGGAGAUCGUACAACGACGCGAUGAAGGCCAUUACCAUCAUGCUAACAGCUCUGUGCGGCAGCACGAAUGCUAUCAACGAUCGUCACCCGAAGCGCCUGGUGCGGAGACUUUGCUAUCCGCAUGCGAUCCAUCGAGCGGGACGAUGACAGUAACUACGUCGACAGGUGAUUCGUUGGAAACGUCGGAAACGUCGGAAACGACUACACUGCGGGCCCAGUGCGAAAACGUGACCACCGAAAUACGGACUAUCGAUUUAGACACCCCAGAAAGUCCUGCCGCUCCUGCCACCCACAGCCGGUCAGAAGGGGUGCAUCAGGUGGCGCAGGACGACUCGUCGCUGGGGACGGCGACGAGGCACGACACGACCACGGAAGCCUUAUCACCACAAACACCCACGCACCCGUUGUCAUCGAGCACGAGUUCAUCCGUUUCCUCAACGCCUUCGGCCGGGGAAGACCAGCGGCUGCCGGUUGUGCCCGAGGAGGAACCGCACGAGGAAUACGAUACAGCGCGAGCCGUGGCUGCCAACAAUAAUAUUCCGCUCGAGGAUGAUCUUCUCGCACGGCGGCCGGUCAGCAGUAGCGGGUGCAUCAACGACCGCUUCAACAACAACAGCAAGCGCAGUGACAGUGACACUCAACUCGCAGGUGACAGUACGCAGGCGAAGGUUAGCAACAGCAGCAGUGACAAUGAUGCGACCGCGGACUGUACCAUCGUCGACCAUGUCUUGGAGGAAGGCGUCCCAACGUCUGCCGCAGCACUCGCAACCGAAAUAGCACUGGGACAAGGCGAAGGAAGUGAUGCCGCCACCGCCAUAAUGACCCCCAGUGAUGAGCCGACAGCGGCGCAACUGCGCACCACCACCACCGACCAGGCCGAUGUUGUAACGCAAGAAGACAAACCCACCAGUGAGUCCGCAACAGCAGCAGCAGCAGCAGCACCGAUAGAGAUAGUACAAACGUUACCGAUCGAAACGACGGACUACACCACUACAGCGAAGCGGCAGUGCGACAUAAUUAUCACCGGUGCAGCGUCGACCGAGUCGACCGUGACUGUCGAAGAUGACGAUACGGAAGGUGCGACCGUGGCGGCUCGGCGUGCGGAAGACGAACCCACCAAUGCCAGCGGCCCGGCGGACGGUGUCGUAGGAUCGUCGCCAUCUUUCUCGCUGACCUCGGUAUCCUCCUCAUCCACGGCUACGUUUACCUCGCGGACAUCUUCCUCCUCGUCGUCCUCGGCGGAGGCGUCGCCAGAAGCGUUGGCUGAAGCUCAACCAAAGCGACCGAGCGCAGCGGACGUCGCCAACCAACCACCAGUAGACAAUCGACAAUUUUGUGAUAGCUCGUCCAAAGGACACUCCCUUGACAGCGAAGGGCCUACCGAUGUACUGCAAGCGCAAGCGUUACCGCGAUGUUCCGCCAUGCUUGGGCCCGCAGGUGCACCGACGACCUGCACCGGCGAGGACGAAUGCAGUGGCGCUGUUGGUAGUUUUGCGCGUGUUCCGCCAAACGCACGUCCGCUUACGCUAGCCGAGGAACUGUCGCAAGCAGCCGCAGCUUCUUUGUUACCAUCGUCGUACGUGGCUAGUACAACAUCCUUAGCAGUAGAGACACCACCGCCGGCAGUCGCAGAUGUCCUACCAAAGAGUGCUGCCGGUACAGCAGCAGCGGUAGCCAGCGUUCGCCAUCGUAGUACGUCGCCUGUUUUGCAUAGUAGCUUGAAGAAACCGAAUAGAAUGGGUGUUGCGACCGGUGCGGGAGCAGCCACAGCGACCACGGGCGGCGAACCUAGGCGACGAGUUUCGUUUCCUAAGGACGCCCAACUUAUUACUGGCUAUCUGGAUCCGGUUAAUCCUUGGGCAUCCAUUUCAAUAUGCGAAACACCGGAACUUCUGGAGCUGUACCGCAAUUCCUGCAAGCGACAUAACACUAGCCCUCUCAGUACCAUCCUAGACCAUCUGCAGUCGAUUGACGUCACGAAGGGACGUGUGUCGAUGCUCUCGUUAAAAGAUCAACAUUUGAGCUACAGCGGUUGCGAAGCAUUGGAGGAAAUUUUCAAGCACGUUCAGUAUCGAUGCAUUGACUUGUCGCACAGCGGUUUGGACGACGUUACCGCGAGCGUAAUGUUCGACAUCAUUGAGUACUACGAGGCAGCCAACGAGCUCGACAUAUCAGACAACCUGCAGAUGUCGAGCAAAAGCUGGACGGCUUGUAUAAACAUGAUCAAAAAGAGCCAGGCACUGAACGUGUUGAUCACUCGUGGGCCCACGAUAUCGGACUAUCAGGUAACGAACCUCGCAAAGGCCCUAAAUACCUCCGCUAUACACACGCUGAAGCUGGAACACUGCGUGCUGAGCAAGCAACCAAUCUCGUCGCUUUGCUCCAUGCUGAAGCGCAACACAGUAUUACGGGAGCUCUGGUUAGCCCACAAUGAGCUGAUCUGCGAGGACGCACAACAUAUAGCGAAUCUGUUGCGGACGAACUUUUACAUUCAGCUCAUCGACAUAUCUAACAACAAAAUUGGGGACAACGGUGUUGAGGACAUCGUAAGCGCGAUUGUAGAGCAAUCGGUCUACUUCAAGAACGUGCAAGAAAAGAAACGCAAAGGCAAACUGAACCUUACGGAUUUAUCGAGCAGUUUGCAUAAAAUCAACAGCGGAAAGAAUUACUCCUCUCAGCGAUUACGAUCGACCGAUUCACUGUCCACAGCUGCGGAGACCGAUCUGGAUUCGUCACCCUCGUCCUUCACUCUCACGCCCCCCAUUACGCCACCAUCUACUCCCGCGCUACCGUCGGUUGAGGCAUCCGCAGAAGAGAUGGAAAACACCAGCAACGGCAUAGGCAGCAAACAUGACGCAUCUUUCACAUCAAAUGCGACCGCAAUGUAUACGACGCAGCAGCCUGACAACGACGAAAUGAACCCACCACUUCAACCACCAUCAUCAUCGCCACUAACUCCGCCAACAUCCGACGCUGUUGUUCCACCGAACGCGAAUCUAGUGGAAAUGAGUACAAAAAAUAGUGUAAGUCUACAAACAAUUAGUGAUAGAGAGAAGCUCGAUGCGACGGUGUCACGUCCUGCGAUGGUGACGCCCGAGGAGGAAGCACUGAUGAUGUCCUCUAGCGGUAGGGCGGCAGCGACGGUGCUGGCGGAUGGUGAUGAUGAGAAGAAGAUGAGCACCUCGGCGGAAACAGUACAAACCGAUAACCAAAAAUCGACUGUUAAGCGUGACGAUGAAAGCUUGGCGUUUUUGAUGAGCCUUGAAUCUCACGCGGAUAGCCCAGUGCCGCAAGCACCCAAGAAGGCUCGGCUGGCGAAGCAGGACAGCGUGUUGAGUGAGUUUGAGGCGACGUUGCAAACAUCCGCAAACAUGGGUGGCGCCGCGUUGCAAAACGACCAAUCAAAACACCAAACGGGGGCUAGAAAUCUUUCCACGGUGCCCACAAUUGCUGAUGCGGCGGUUGCCAAGGACUCCGCACGACCAAUAACAAGUUUAAUGGAAGAAGAUGUGACUGAGGUGUGCGCCGAUUACGACGACGAUGGUAGCAAUUUGAGAAUUUCCGAGGAGAAUCUCUUCGUCGAUCUCGGGAUACCGGCGCUGUGUGAUGAUGAAGCGACGGAAAUGAAGAGCAGCAGUCCCGCCGAAUCGUCUGGUGACGUGUUCAUUUCACCCAUCCCACCCUUAAAGAAGGACGAGCUGCAGUUGCUGAUCGAAAAAUCGCAGCAAAAUCCCGUACCGCAUGAUGUAGUGUAUCCUAGCACCGAUUCGACGCCCCGAGAUAUCGCGAUGGAACCCCAACCGGUGGGAGGUGGUAGGGAAAGAAAAAGUGCCAUUAGCAGUGACGAGCGUCCGGAGCCGCCGCCACCCCCACAACAAGCACCAACGGUGAGAAAGGGAUCGAAAAAAUCUAGUGGCAGUGGUAGCUUCGUGCUGGGAAAGGAUGUACAGAUGGUGCAGGUUGAAAUCCGGGAUAACGUACCGCUUUCGCGCUCGUUCGAUUCCGUCGGUGGGGAUGAAUCGGACUUCGAGAGCAACAGCCCGUUCAGGACGACGGCGCCGAGCAGCUUCCCGAACGAACGAUCAUUCAGUUCCGAGAGCUUGAACAGUGAAACGUCGAUCGAUUCGAACGAUUCGAAAUCGAGCCUAAAAAUUCACGAGUCCAAAUUUGCCGCCAAAAACGGCACGCUCGAGCGGCAACAAUCGAACGUGAAUCGCGAAACGAAUGGUACGGAGCAGGCGCAGGUUAAACCCAGCGGCUUGCAGGUUUUGGUCCUGUGGAACAACGCGAUCACGCUCAACUCAGUGCGACACUUUUCCCAACUGCUCGAGAAGUCCAACACCAUUGAUACGCUGAACGUGGGCAGCAAUCUGCUGUGCGACAACUUCGUCGACGGCAUCAGUGGAAGUUUGAAGUCGAAUACGACGUUAACGAAUCUGGGAUUGCAGGGAGCGCACCUUUCAGAUAGGGGUGCAAAGGCGAUGGCAGAGAUAAUUGAAUUUGGCGGUAACGCAUCACUGCAGCGGAUUGAUCUGCGCAACAACAACAUCCAGAAAGCCGGCCUAGAGGCUUUGAACGAGUCCAUGAAGUCCAACAAAUCCGUAACGCGCAUAGACUUGGACGACACGCCGAGGAGCAUGAAGGAUCCAUCGCUGGAUGGGGUGGGAUCAGAAUACAGCCGGCUAGUGAACAACAUCCGGGCUCAGUGUGAACGCAACAAAAAUCCGCCUGGACCUAGCGAACCCGUCAACACAUCGGUGAGACGCGCGAGAGCGAAUUAUCUGAGCUCGCGCAAAAUUUCGCUUACCUGCCAGUCGAUCAAAACGUCCCCCAGUGCGAUCGCGGACAAGCAGCAUUUGCUCGAUCCAAAUGGUGGGUGCAAAAAGCCAGCCGGUGGCCGUUUACGUUCCCCAUUGCCCAGUCCCAUUCCCUCUCCCAGCGCGUCGCCGGUGCCGAGUCCUUCGCGCAACCGCUUCCAUGUUUCACGUGUGACGGACUCGACCGGCGGUGCGACGGGAGGAUCCGUUUCCUCACCGUCACCCUCGUCGACAGGCAGUUCGCCCACGCUGUUUUUCCCAUCGAACUCCCGGUUCCGCGUGGUGACGGUGACCGAACCGGAUUCGGUGGGUACCAAGAGUGCUAACAAUCCGCAUCGCAGCAGCAGCACCAUGAGCAUGCCGGGCAGCAGCAAAUCUUCGCUUUCAUCAGUACCAUCGACAACGAUCAGUCGCCGUCCCGUGUGCAGCUCCGCACCGACACUCUCAUCUUUUCCAUCAUCACCAUUGUCACCGUUGGCUGCGGGUGUGCCAGCCGUUACACGAUCAGGUGCUGCCCACCUUACAUCGUCCGCACUGUUGCCUCCGGCGCAUGGUAAUGCGUUUAACGCAGCCAUACUACAGACGCCAAUGAUCGCUACUUCGGGAACGGUGGCCGGUUUCGCACCUGCAAUCGUAAUGCCGACGCUAGCCACACUACCGCCAAACUCAUCGCUACCAUUAGGGAUACCACAGCCAUUUGCACAGCUACAGCAACCGAUGCAAUCAUCACAAUUCGUACCAAUGCUUCAUCAGCAGCCACAAAACUAUCACUUUGUCACAGCGUUUGGGCCAGGAAACACGCCCAUCCCUCUGCAGCCGAUGGGCUAUCAGGUUGCGAAAUCUCUCAGCAACACCGAUCAACAAUCGCCAUCGAUUCCCCAGGCUACAGCUCACCACCAGCAACCGGUUCAAUACACGACCCUCAGCUCGGUGAAGGUGCGUCAGACUUCCGCCGAGCCACAGCAUCAACACCAGCACAGCAGCAGCAGCAACAGCACCCUGCACGAUUCCGUACUGUCGUCCACCAGCAUUGAGAGUCCCGAUCUGGAAGUGAAGCGGUUCAUGUCCGGUGGGGGCCUACUGGACGACAGCUGCUGCUCGUCCAUCAGCAGCAACAGCAUUGAUUCGAUAGAUAAUUCAAAUUUCAACAUCAACGCGUCCAUCAGCUCGACUGACGAGAGUUUUGAUUUUGUCGUCACCUCUCCCCCACCGGCCAAUAGCACGAUCGGAGAAUCCGCAAGCCCGAGCAGUAAUGUGACCUCAACGGCAUCCCUAACGCGCCCAUUGGAGGAGGAAAGCACUCUUAUUCCUAAGGCAUCACAAGCGCCACCGACAAGGGAGUGCGAUUUUAAAACCGAUGCACAGAUGAGUCUUUCCUCAUCCAGCGUUGGGCAGCUCAACAUGGCCAGCUCGCAGGAAUCACUAUACGAUUUGAACGAUUUAUCUGGAUCUUCAAAUUCGUCGCUGAUGGUGGUGAAUGCGAUGCCUACAGCGAAGACCGUUACCUCAACUGUGCUCACGGCAUCUUCGAAUGCUAAUCCCAUUGCCAUUUCCACACAAAAGAUGAGUUGUCCGGCGGUGAGUACAGCAAGCAAUUCAAACGAGAGUACUCUUACGUCGAACAAUAAUUUAGAGAAGGAACCGGUGGUUAAAACGACAAACGAGAAGGCACCACGUGUUCGGAAGACCUCGUGGAUUCUUGGCGGGAACGUGGGUGCAAGUGGCAAACACGCCGACUCCAGCUCCAGCGGAGGAAGCACCCCCACCCCAAGCGGUGGUAGCGGGUAUCCGCCUGCAAUCGAAAAAUUGCUCAGCAUCUUUAACCCAAGCAGUUUAUUCUCGUCGAACAAAGGUACUUCUUCUGCUAGUCCGCCUCCAAGCGCUGCACAUGAAGCUUCCAGCGGAGGAUCUCAACCACCGUCACGUAAGGAGAGCCCUAUGGGGGGUCUAUUCUACUGGGCGCAUCAUAACACGGGUAACAGCAAUAAUACCAGCCCGACUAACGCUUCGAAUGCGAAGAAGUCGGACGAAGACCGAGCGGUACUCAAGGUAAACGUUUCGCCUGAAACGACGCUUACACCUCAGCAACUGCAACCGCUGCAAAACCAGGUCCAGGCUCAGGCUCAUGCUCAUCAUAUGAUGGCCCCAGGUCAUCAGCACGUACAGCAGCAACAGCAGCAACAACAUCAACAGAGUGCCGAACAUAUGCCUCCUGAACUGAAGGUGGAAAUGAAGGAGAACAUCUCACCAGAAAACACGAUCACCAACAAACUGUUGCUAUCCUCAAAUUCAUCUUCCGUGGCCGGUGGCACAUUAGCUAGCACGGAUGCUGCCAUCGUUUCGGUUAUAACGAGUCCAGCAGCGUUGGGAAAUGCAUCCGUUGGUAUGGCCGCUGGUGCCGCUCUCGCUGCUUCACCACACGUGAAGGUCAUUUUUCAACUCGGCGGCGACUACGACGAAUCGGAGGAUGAUAUUGAUACGCUUACGAACAAGUACGGUAACCAUCCGAGCGUUGGUGCUGCAGCUGCCACUGGUGGAAUCCACUAUUACGGUGGUAGUAAUCCAAGCGGACCCAACAGUUUGCUGGGUAGUACGACGAGCAACAGUAGCGGUAUCAGCAUUGGCAGUGGAACUAGCACCGGUGAAAGUGGUGCAGUUGCUUCACCAUCGCCUAGCGCGGGCAGUGGACAGUCAGCCGCGUCGGAUACCGUGGUAGUGUUGAGCCACCUAGGACAGUUGGCACGGGAUUCACUGAGUAUGUUCAAAAACCCAAGUCUUACAUCACAGGAUUCGUUUUCAGUGCGGUCGCUGGAUUCGCUGACUGAGAUGGCAGCAGACGGAACGGCAAAUACGGUCUUAAACCUACAGGCGAAACCAGCACCACCAUCAUCCCCGUUGGGCAAUGUUUCGAUACAGUCCGACGAAGCGGCAGCCGUGCGUUCAACGCUGCUGACACCUUCGUCGGCAGGACGAAACGUUGCGCCUUACACUCCUGUUGAAAAUUUGUCCACACUAUCGCAACCUUUGCCGCAGAUGGCGCCAUCCUUACCAACACCAUCGACUGACAGAAAAGAAACUCAAUAG
This is a messenger RNA of Anopheles nili, 9628 nucleotides long. Its product is annotated as mucin-5AC. Lineage: Eukaryota; Metazoa; Arthropoda; Insecta; Diptera; Culicidae. Bases 1439 to 9628 code for a protein of 2729 amino acids. The record is from RefSeq and is a predicted model, not a curated record. The transcript is spliced from 7 exons. Gene Ontology annotation, molecular function: protein binding.